GCAGCGCCAUCAUUAUAUUCCUCUAUAAAUUUAGCCACACCCCAUUAUUAAAAACAGCCCAAACCAGAGCGACACAAUGGACGCUCACCACCAAAUCAAAGCUAAUCCCAAGCUUCGUAAAUCUAAAAGAGAGCCCGGAGGAUGGAAGAGCAUGCCCUACAUCCUCGGCAAUGAAACCUUUGAAAGGCUGGCUUCCAUGGGGCUUCUGGCUAACUUUAUGGUGUAUCUCAGAAAAGUGUAUCACAUGGAUCAGGUCUCUGCCACCAGCUUAAUGGGUCUAUGGACCGGCGUCACCAAUUUCCUGCCCCUUCUCGGCGCCUUUCUCUCCGACGCUUAUGCCGGCCGCUACUGGACUAUCGCCGUCGCUUCCUUCUUUUCUUUCCUCGGGAUGACUUCCAUGACUUUGACGGCGUGGCUGCCGCAGCUACAUCCGCCGACGUGCAGCGGAGCCAAUUGUGAAGGGCCGACGGCGUCCCAAUUGGGAUUCUUAGUGAUGAGUCUAUGUUUGGUGUCAAUUGGUAGCGCUGGGAUCAGGCCGUGUAGUAUUCCGUUCGGGGUGGACCAAUUUGACCCCACCACCGAUAAAGGAAGGAAGGGAAUAGCUAGUUUUUAUAAUUGGUACUAUGCCACUUUCUCGGUGGUUUUGGUGUUUACUUUGACCAUCGUUGUGUAUAUUCAAGACUCUGUUAGCUGGGUUUUGGGGUAUGGCAUACCCACAGUGCUUAUGUUUUGUUCCAUCGUUCUGUUCUUCAUGGGGACUCAUGUUUAUGUGUUCAUUAAGCCUGAAGGUAGCAUCUUUACUGGGUUAGCUCAAGUCGCUGUUGCUGCCUACAAGAAGCGUCACCUUGAGCUUCCUUCUUUAGAUGACCGGACGGCUUUCUAUGACCCUCCUUUGGAACCUGGCUCUGGCUCUGUUGUCCUCUCCAAGCUGCCUCUCACCAACCAGUUCAGUUUUCUGAACAAGGCAGCCAUAGUUGUGGAGAAGGAGCUAAACCCAGAUGGAACAAGGAUAAACAAGUGGAAUCUAAGCAGCAUACAGCAAGUGGAAGAAUUGAAAUGCUUGGUGAGAGUAGGACCCAUCUGGGUCACCGGAAUCCUGAGCCUAACUCCAAUUAUUCAGCAAGCCACUUUCUCAAUCUCCCAGGCUCUGCAAAUGGACCGUCACAUGGGACCCAACUUCCAAAUGCCACCCGCUUCAAUCAUCGUCAUAUCCUUCCUCACAAUCACGUUUUUCAUUCCCCUCUACGACCAAUUCCUCGUCCCCGCCUUCAGAAAAUUCACCCACCACCCAAACGGCAUAACAGAGCUCCAACGAAUGGCCGUCGGGAUAAUCUUCGCCGUUCUGUCCAUGAUCGUCGCCGGAAUAGUGGAGAAUGAGAGAAGAAACCGGGCGAAUGGACCCAACGGCGGUUCAAUAAUGUCGGUGUUUUGGCUGACCCCGCAAUUCUUCUUGAUGGGGCUUUGUGAGGCGUUCAAUAUAAUUGGGCAGAUCGAGUUUUUCAAUAAGGAAUUUCCAGAGCAUAUGAGGACUAUGGGUAACGCUUUCUCCUCCUGCUCCAUUGCCUUGUCGAGCUAUGUCAACACUGCCAUGGUCCUGAUUGUGCAUCGAACCACCGGCAGCGGCGGCGCUCAUGGGAAACCCGAUUGGUUGGCCAAUGACCUGAACAAAGGCAGGCUGGAUUACUUUUACUACGUUGUUGCAGCAACCGCCUUUUUUAACUUUUUCUUUUUUAUUUACUGCGCCAAGAAUUACCAUUACAAGGGUAAAGUAUCCGACUCUCAACAGGAUUUGGAACUUGUAAUAGCCUCCGACAAAAAGCUGGAUGUCUGAAUUUCGUACUUAAUAAUUAAUUCGUUACCCCACUUA
This is a messenger RNA of Cucurbita pepo subsp. pepo (vegetable marrow), 1867 nucleotides long. RefSeq names its product protein NRT1/ PTR FAMILY 2.13. Gene Ontology annotation, molecular function: transmembrane transporter activity. Lineage: Eukaryota; Viridiplantae; Streptophyta; Magnoliopsida; Cucurbitales; Cucurbitaceae. The record is from RefSeq and is a predicted model, not a curated record. Gene Ontology annotation, biological process: transmembrane transport. Gene Ontology annotation, cellular component: membrane.